GAAGUCCCUUUAGAUGUGGCUAUUCAAAUGACUAAUUUUGCAUUCUGAUCUUUGCUUUUGUUAAUGAAUUUUUCUCCCUUUUAAUGCAUAGGCACUGCAAUUUCCUUGAGUCAAAUACAAGUUGUGUGUGUGUGUGUGUGUGUGCGUGUGUGCGCAUGGACCGAUGGCUUGCUGAUCUGUGAAAAAGAUGGUUUUUUGAAAUUGUGCUUGAAAUCCUUGGCUAAAGCUGGCAGUGCUAUUCCUAAAGUUAGGUGAUUAUGGUGCCCACUUGUAAUACUUGGAAAGAUAAAACAGCUUUACUUUCCCUCCCCCUUUUCUGCUCCAGCAUUGAUUAUCUUAAACUCAGCAGCAGAUAGCCACCACAGAACUAACUAGUUUGCAUUUUCUUAGCCUCUCAGCAGCCUUCCUGCCAGAAGUAUUCAACCUCUCCAGGCUGUUACAAGCCAAAUCAUUGUUCUCUUGAAUACAGCCUUCCUCUCUGAUCAAUACACCUUUGAAUGUUUUCAUCUCUACGAAAAUCCUUCAAGUGGGUUUUGGGGGCUCUGUUAUGCGUAAUUGUUUCUCUCACCACCAGACAUUUUGGUUGGACCCCAGAUUAGCGUUUUUCUCCAUCACUCCAAAAAUGGGAUCGGUUUCAAGAAGUUUAGGAUUUCACAUACUUCAUGCUAGAGAGGGAAACAAUUCUAGUUGAUAGAAAGAUUGAGGUGGCCGUUCGUUCUUUUGAAGUGGACCAUCUACCCAUCUCUGAGGGCUGCAUGGGGCUUUGUGUUAAAAUUUAUUUCCAAUCACCCCAAGCAGGAAACCCAUCACCAGUUUUCAUUUGGACAACCUGUGUACGUGGCAGGCGGGAUGUUUUUCUGAGUUCAGAAUGUUUGCCUCUUAAAUUGAAGUAAAAAGUAUUAGUGCCCAGAUCACCUUCCACCAUCUCCGUUGCAUUCUUUCUUUUAGCGACGUGUUUAAAUUUAAGAGGCUGUUUGCUUCUGAUGAAAAAACCGUUUGUGACAUGUCAGUUGUUUCUUUGGUGGUUUGUGUCACAGCCUUUCUCUACAGAUGCAGUGUAAAUGAAAUUGUUAACUGGGUUCAGUAUCGGAGGGCAAAAGGUGUUAAUAUUCUGGUUUAAAACUAAACUAUUUUUCUUCUCCCUGCUGGGACUAGUUAAGUUUGAGGCCUCUUAACUUCUGAUUUAUUUCUGAGCUGUCAUCUCUUCCUUUCUAUCUAGUUCCCAUUCUGAACCUUCCUCCCCCAACAAACGUGGAACUCCCCUAACAUGUCUUCCUCCAUCUGACCAGCUCUUUUUGGACUCAUGUUUUGUCUUAUCACAAUCCCAGACCAUGAACACAGAAAGGGACAUUUUCUAUUCCUUCUCGCACCCAUCCUCCCUCCUUUCCUGGCUUCGAGUCUUCCCAAUGGAAAAUUCCAGCCAUAUCAAAUGGGUGAUGCGCCCAUUUCUCGUUGAACCACAGGUCUGAUGGAAUCGCAUUGAGAGUAACUGUUCGGAUUCUUAUCACUUGAAAGCCAGGGAAGUUCAGCAUCUCAGAUAUUUUGCACCUAUUAAAGCUUAACUUGAUUGGCUUGGCUUGGGAGAGGGGUGUGUGUGUGUGCGCGUGUGUGUGUGUGUGUGUGUGUGUGUACACGUACUGUGUAAGAGGUGAAAUGGCCUGCACUGUAUCCAACGGGGAGUUCCAGCAGAGAAAAAGAAAGAAGAUUCUGGUGGACCUUCCCAGCAAAGGGGCCUUGCUUUUCUCUGCUUCUCUCCCCAACCCCCAACUCUCAGCCUGUCUUUCAACUAAUCCUUCCUCGCUCCACUUUUGUGGUGGGGGAUAAUUAGUCACAGCUCAAAAGAGUGCCGAAUGCUUUCUCUAAGCCAUGCUGCUAGCGAGAGGAAGCAUCCAAGGGGUGGGAGUAUGGAGAUCCCAAUUCUAAUUCUGGGAUAAAUGCUGGUGCUCUGAAUGCUUUGAGACCCGGGCCUUUUCGCUUCUCGCUUGGGCAAAUUUUUCUACUUUGUAAUUUCACCUAUACAUUUUUUCAUAUUCUGCCUCAUCGGGAAAUUGUAAGAUUUAGCAGGGAGGUCCGAGAAAUGCUCUUUGCCUUGUAGAAUUCUGAGAUCAGAACUCUGGGUACCCUGAGACCCACCUCUUACCUGAACUCAGUGUGAACGAUGAGAAACUUGUUUACUUGAAGCCUGGGUUCUCAUUGGCCCAUGGAGGCAGAUUGUAAUUGUGUGUCUAAAAAAAAAAAAAAAUACUGCUUUUUCGCAUUCCCCUAAUAGCAGGACCAACUGGAGUAGUAAUUUGACUUAAAAAAAGAAGAACCUAGUAUUUAAAAAAAACUCUUUUAGAAGAUUUAACACUUUGUUUGCCAUCAAGUGUGGGUUUCUCCCUCCCCCCCACCCCAUUCCUACAUGAAGAUGGGGGAUUGUCUUAAAGCUUGGCUGAAGAGGAAAUAAAAACAGAACAGGAGGUGGGAGAGGGCAUGGAUAUCUCUACUCGCUCCAAAGAUCCUGGCUCCACAGAGAGAACAGCCCAGAAAAGGAAGUUCCCCAGCCCUCCUCAUUCUUCCAAUGGCCACUCGCCACAGGACACAUCAACAAGCCCCAUUAAAAAGAAAAAGAAACCUGGCUUACUGAACAAUAACAAUAAGGAGCAGUCAGAACUAAGACAUGGUCCGUUUUACUAUAUGAAGCAGCCACUCACCACAGACCCUGUUGAUGUUGUACCGCAGGACGGACGAAAUGAUUUCUACUGCUGGGUUUGUCACCGGGAAGGCCAAGUCCUUUGCUGUGAGCUCUGUCCCCGGGUUUAUCACGCUAAGUGUCUGAGACUGACUUCGGAACCAGAGGGGGACUGGUUUUGUCCUGAAUGUGAGAAGAUUACAGUAGCAGAAUGCAUCGAGACCCAGAGUAAAGCCAUGACAAUGCUCACCAUUGAACAAUUAUCCUACCUGCUCAAGUUUGCCAUUCAGAAAAUGAAACAGCCAGGGACAGACGCAUUCCAGAAGCCUGUUCCAUUGGAACAGCAUCCCGACUAUGCGGAAUACAUCUUCCAUCCCAUGGACCUUUGUACCUUGGAAAAGAACGCUAAAAAGAAAAUGUAUGGCUGCACAGAAGCUUUCCUGGCUGAUGCAAAGUGGAUUUUGCACAACUGCAUCAUUUAUAAUGGGGGAAAUCACAAAUUGACGCAAAUAGCAAAAGUAGUCAUCAAAAUCUGUGAGCAUGAGAUGAAUGAAAUUGAAGUAUGUCCAGAGUGUUAUUUAGCUGCUUGCCAAAAACGAGAUAACUGGUUUUGCGAGCCUUGUAGCAAUCCACAUCCUUUGGUCUGGGCAAAACUGAAGGGGUUUCCUUUCUGGCCUGCGAAAGCUCUGAGGGAUAAAGAUGGGCAGGUGGAUGCCCGAUUCUUUGGACAACAUGACAGGGCCUGGGUUCCGAUAAAUAAUUGCUACCUCAUGUCUAAAGAAAUUCCUUUUUCUGUGAAAAAGACUAAAAGCAUCUUUAACAGUGCAAUGCAGGAGAUGGAGGUCUACGUGGAGAACAUCCGCCGGAAGUUUGGGGUUUUUAAUUACUCUCCGUUCAGGACGCCCUACACGCCCAACAGCCAGUACCAAAUGCUGCUCGACCCCGCCAACCCCAGCGCCGGCGCCGCCAAGAUCGACAAGCAAGAGAAGGUCAAGCUCAACUUCGACAUGACGGCGUCCCCCAAGAUCCUGAUGAGCAAGCCCAUACUGAGUGGGGGUGCGGGCCGCAGGAUCUCCCUGUCCGAUAUGCCUCGCUCCCCCAUGAGCACAAACUCUUCCGUGCACACGGGCUCCGACGUGGAGCAGGACCCCGAGAAGAAGGCCAUGUCCAGCCACUUCAGCGCGAGCGAGGAGUCCAUGGACUUUCUGGACAAGAGCACAGCGUCACCGGCCUCCACGAAGACGGGACAAGCAGGGAGUUUAUCCGGCAGCCCGAAACCUUUCUCUCCUCAAGCGUCCACGCCAAUCACGACGAAGACGGACAAAACGGCCACCACCGGAAGCAUCCUGAAUCUUAACCUGGAUCGAAGCAAGGCUGAGAUGGACUUGAAGGAGCUAAGCGAGUCGGUCCAGCUGCAGGCCGCCCCCGUCCCUCUCAUCUCUCCCAAGCGGCAGAUCCGCAGCAGGUUCCAGCUGAAUCUUGACAAGACGAUAGAGAGUUGCAAAGCACAAUUAGGCAUAAAUGAAAUCUCAGAAGACGUGUAUACGGCCGUAGAGCGCAGCGACUCAGAGGAUUCUGAGAAGUCAGACAGUAGCGAUAGUGAGUAUAUCAGCGAUGAUGAGCAGAAGUCCAAGAAUGAGCCAGAAGACGCCGAAGACAAAGAAGGUCGUCAGAUGGACAAAGAGCCAUCUGCUCUCAAAAAAAAGCCCAAACUGGCAAACCCAGUGGAAAUUAAAGAAGAAAUGAAAAGCACAUCAUCGCCAACCAGCGAGAAAGCAGAUCCAGGUUCAGUCAAGGACAAACCAAGUCCCCAGCCUGAGAAGGACUUUUCAGAAAAAGCAAAACCCUCACCUCAUCCCACAAAGGAUAAACCGAAGGGAAAAGAUGAGACGGAUUCCCCCACAGUCCAUUUGGGCCUGGACUCCGAUUCAGAGAGCGAACUUGUCAUAGAUUUAGGAGAAGACCAUUCUGGGCGGGAGGGUCGAAAAAAUAAGAAGGAACCCAAAGAACCGUCUCCCAAGCAGGAUGUUGUAGCUAAAGCGCCACCGGUCACGACGACAGGCAGCCAGUCUCCCCCCGAAACGCCGGUCCUCACCCGCUCGUCCUCCCAAACUCCCACGGCUGGUGUCACGGCCACCACCAGCACCACGUCCACGGUCACGGCCCCAGCCGCCGCCGCCACAGGGAGCCCGGUGAAAAAGCAGAGGCCGCUUUUACCGAAGGAGACUGCGCCGGCCGUGCAGCGGGUCGUGUGGAACUCAUCAACUGUCCAACAGAAGGAGAUCACGCAGAGCCCGUCCACCUCCACCAUCACCCUGGUGACCAGCACUCAGUCGUCACCCCUGGUCACCAGCUCGGGGUCCACGAGCACCCUCGCAUCUUCCGUCAGCGCCGACCUGCCCAUCGCCACCGCCUCUGCUGAUGUCGCCGCGGACAUAGCCAAGUACACUAGCAAAAUGAUGGAUGCAAUAAAAGGAACGAUGACAGAAAUAUAUAACGAUCUUUCUAAAAACACUGCUGGAAGCACAAUAGCCGAGAUCCGCAGGCUGAGGAUCGAGAUUGAGAAGCUUCAGUGGCUGCACCAGCAGGAGCUGUCUGAAAUGAAACACAACUUGGAGCUGACCAUGGCUGAGAUGCGGCAGAGCCUGGAGCAGGAGCGGGACCGGCUCAUCGCCGAGGUGAAGAAGCAGCUGGAGCUGGAAAAGCAGCAGGCGGUGGACGAGACGAAGAAGAAGCAGUGGUGUGCCAACUGCAAGAAGGAGGCCAUUUUCUACUGCUGCUGGAACACCAGCUACUGCGACUACCCCUGCCAGCAGGCCCACUGGCCCGAGCACAUGAAAUCCUGCACCCAGUCAGCUACCGCCCCUCCGCAGGAAGCAGAUUCCGAGGUGAACACAGAAACACUAAACAAGUCAUCCCAGGGGAGUUCCUCCAGCACGCAGGCAGCCCCUUCGGACACAGCCAGCGCCUCGAAAGAGAAGGAGCCGUCUGCCGAGAAGAGCAAGGAUGGUGGCUCGUUAGCGACAGGUGUGACAAGCAACCUGCCUAUGCCCCAACCACCACAGACCACCAGCCGCACCCCACCUACCCCGCCCAGAAGUACCAUCCCCGGAGUGGCAAGUCCAGUGGCUGGAGCAGCGAUGAGAAGCGAGGCUCAUCGCGUUCUGAGCACAACGCCGGUACCAGUGCGAAGAGUCUCCUCCCGAAAGAGUCUCGGCUGGACACCUUCUGGGACUAGGGACAAGUUGCGACACAAGCCAUCCACCCCUGGGAGGAAAAAAAAAACCGACCCCAGGAAAACAGGAAACCGCAAGGAAACGUGAGGCGGGAGAACCGCCCGCCGUCAGACUGGAGAAUUACAAACGUUCGGACUCGGCCUUUGCACGGAAAGGCACCCACACUACACAGCACGUCCAGCAUUAGCUUCGACUGAGGACCGUUCGACCCCCAUGAAACUACGCGUUAGAUGUAAAUAAUGUACAAUUUGUGGAUGUCAUCGAACUUAGAGUACCCUCCCCUUUUUAUAUUUGUAUUGACUUUAACUUAUAAAAAAAAAAAAGAGAAAGAAAAGCAAUUAAAAAAACCCCAACAACAAAAAGAAUGUUUUGAUGUUGGAGAGGGUUGGUCCAUCAGCCCAUCUGUCACACACGAUGGUAUGGGGACUGGGCCCGGGAACGGCUGCCACACGCAGGUCCUCAUCCCGGGGUGCCCAGGGGAACACAAGCCGUUGUCAUCUGGACAUCUAGACACAGGACACUGGGAAUUAUCAGCUUCGACGACGUUAUGGGUACGUCACAUCGCACCGUUGUUGGCCCCUUUCAAAUACUACGUUACUAUGUUACCAGAUGCAAGCUCUCUGGACCAGAAGGACACAUGGAGAGGCUAGUUUAUUUUAUGUGAUUUCAGUGGUGACUCUACUCAUCAAAGGGAAAACGUGUAAUGUUCUCGUUUACAGAAGAGAAGCAGCAACAAGCCCCGUUCCGCUCGAUCGCAGGAAGAGACGAACGCAGGAAGCGUUCGGCGGCGUCAGCUCUGAAACAGGAAGCUUUGCUUCGCGAUUCCCUUAAACACACUCACACACACCUGACGAGAGAGACUGUGCUUCUCGGAAGCAAGAACUCGGAGGCAAGACGCACGCAGAGGACUUUUGAGUCUGGGAUGAAGCAUGUCUGUAGUAUUUAUAUGAUGAUGGAAUUUUAUGUUUUUAUGUAAGCAUGAAGCAAAGGCAGUGCGAGAGAAAAAGACACCCGCCAUGCUGUCUGUUACACUACGUAUGCUGUAGUAACAUUUCGUGUAAAAGAAAAAGCAUUGAACAAAGCAAAAGGUGAUGUAUGUAUAUGAGGAAAUUAAUUGUACGAUAUCAUUCCAGUACAUUUUGUUGUACAUUUUAGUCUCGUUUACUUUCUCUUCAUUGUUGAUAAGAGGAUGCGAACUGUACAGUUUCCAGCUAGUUACCCAUAUUAGAGAAGAAAUAAAAAGAGUAUUAGGAGAAAACAGAAGAGAACAUUUGUGAAUUGCAGUUGUCAAAAAAAAAAAAAAAAUAGCCUAGCUGGCCUUAUUUGUGAAGCAUAAUUGCUUUUAGCAUAUGGAAGUAUUUUUUCACAUUUUCUUUGUAUAAAAUUUGUAUUAAACUUAAAUAUCUUUUUUGAUGACGGUGUUUCUUUGUGACUGAGCCAGUAGACUCACACGGUAUGCUCUUUUGGGUUCCUCCCUUCCCCCCAAUUUUUUCAGAUUCUUCGCCUUUUUUUAAUUAAACUGUUUUUGGAAAAAUGG
Molecule: messenger RNA, 7444 nt
Organism: Pteropus alecto (black flying fox)
Lineage: Eukaryota; Metazoa; Chordata; Mammalia; Chiroptera; Pteropodidae
Gene: ZMYND8
Product: zinc finger MYND-type containing 8
Exons: 22
Coding region: 2473-5994 (1173 amino acids)
Biological process (GO): regulation of DNA-templated transcription
Molecular function (GO): protein binding
Source: RefSeq, a predicted model, not a curated record